GCGGCUGGAGCCUGGCAUGGCCCAGAACGGGGCGAACCCCUUCCAGGAUCCUGCUGUGAUGCAGCACCAGCCCAGCACGGAGUAUGCGACUCUGGAUGUGUACAACCCCUUCGAUAACAGAGGGCCACCCCCUCCCUACCAGCCCCAGCCAGGGGCUCAGCCGACUCCACCGGUCACCAAAGUUCCCCAGCCACCAGCCUCUGCCAUGCAGCCCCCCAAGAAGCCCAGCCCCCCAGAGUCCAAAAACUACGGCUCCUAUGGAACUCAGGAAUCGACAGCAGCAGCCGCCACAGCUGAGCUGCUGAAGCGUCAGGAGGAGCUGAACCGGAAGGCAGAGGAGCUGGACAGGCGGGAGCGGGAGCUGCAGAACGCAGCUUUGGGCAAUGCUGCAAUCAGACAAAACAACUGGCCUCCGUUGCCCUCCUUCUGCCCCAUGAAGCCCUGCUUCUACCAGGACAUCGCUGUGGAGAUCCCCAUGGAGUUCCAGAAAACAGUCUCCUCCAUGUACUACCUCUGGAUGGGUGAGCAUCUGGAGAAGGGCACCAAGCACCGUGACCCUCUUCCUGAACUUCUUGGCCUCCCUGGCCUGGUUCAGCGUGGAGGUCGCAACUGGUUCGCACUUUGGUCUCUCUAUCCUCUGGGUUCUCCUCUUCACACCCUGCUCCUUCCUGUGUUGGUACAGGCCAAUGUACAAAGCCUUCCGGAGCGACAGCUCGUUCAACUUCUUUGCGUUCUUUUUCAUCUUCUUCGUCCAGGAUAUUCUGUAUGUGCUGCAGGCCAUCGGCAUCCCAGGCUCGGGAUUCAGGUAGGGGCCACCCUAGGCUCGGGAGCUGGCUCUCCUUUCUCUGGCCUGGCCCUGUGUUGCUUAUGCAGAGACCCAGCUGUGCCAGCUAGUCCAUCCCAGCAGGACUUGGUGCUGGGCAAGGUUGCUGGGUGCUCCUGUCAUGAUGGGGAUGGGGCUGGGAGUCUGUGUGCAUGGGCAGCCCUCUCUCUCUCUCACUGCAGUGGCUGGAUAGCAAGUCUGACUGUGCUGAGGAAAAAUCAGGCUGCUGCUGUGAUCAUGAUCCUGGUGGCUGUGUUCUUCACGGUGGUGGCCGUGUCGGGGAUCAUCAUGCUGAAGAGGAUCCACUCCCUGUACCGCCGGACAGGUGCCAGCUUCCAGAAGGCACAGGAAGAGUUUGCCGCAGGCGUCUUCUCAAACCAGGCAGUGCGCACAGCAGCAGUCAAUGCUGCGACGGGGGCAGCGGGCAGUGCCUUCCGGGCGCAGUAGGGGCAGGCCAAGCCCAAGGCCCCAUCACUCUCACAUGGGCUAUUUUUAAAGAAAAGGAAACCAAGUUGCACUUUCAUUGGGUCCCUUUGUGUCUGCCUCGGCCA
This is a messenger RNA of Gopherus flavomarginatus (Mexican gopher tortoise), 1374 nucleotides long. RefSeq names its product secretory carrier membrane protein 3 (gene SCAMP3). NCBI's taxonomy places the organism in Eukaryota, Metazoa, Chordata, Testudines, Testudinidae. Gene Ontology annotation, biological process: protein transport. The transcript is spliced from 8 exons. The record is from RefSeq and is a predicted model, not a curated record. Gene Ontology annotation, cellular component: trans-Golgi network membrane; recycling endosome membrane. The coding region runs from base 17 to 1270 and encodes 417 amino acids.